Molecule: messenger RNA, 1131 nt
Organism: Drosophila pseudoobscura
Lineage: Eukaryota; Metazoa; Arthropoda; Insecta; Diptera; Drosophilidae
Product: long non-coding RNA:CR43337
Source: RefSeq, a predicted model, not a curated record
AAUCGAGAUCAAUGCCGGUCAAUAAUGAAACGACCGAGACGCCGAAUGCCAUCAAUAUGGAAAAGAAUAAAAUUUCUGUCCUAUCAGUCCCCCUCCACGCCACUCACGGGAGGGGGAGAGGUAGAGGGAGAACUGAUAAUAAUGUCGCCUGCGAGAAAUUCCUUUAGCGGCAUUUAAGGCCACUUAAUUAUGCCCCCAUCCCCCCUUCCCCACCACCCAUAAGAAAAUAAAAAGAACCCAAUCCGAAAUUCCAGGAAUUUCGUUCGACUUUGACUCUUGUUAAAUAUCCAAACUGCUGUAUUUGUACAUGUCGUCAGUCAGUCCUCGCACCGCACCGCACCACACCUUCUUCGUUGCCGUUCCCCCCUGCCACUGCAUCUGUGGCAACUGCAUCAUCCACUCCUCGUUGCUGUAGUUUUUUAUGGCCCUGGCCUAUGAUGGGGAUGGGAUGGGAUGGGCUCUACCAAUUGCCAAUUCCCGAGCGGAAGGGAGACGAGACUCUUCGCCGGACAUCAUAAUCCCAUGCCCAGAGAGAUUGCAGUCGAGAUCCAAGCUUCUUCCAGCGUUCGAUGAACCAAUUAGAUCAAACAACUUGCACCAAAGCAGCAGCAAUACACACAGAUACCCACACACACACACACAGCGAGAUACUGGGUGCAACAAUACAACAACAAGGGAGAUGAAAGGAGGUUCGCUUCAGGGAUCGAAGGAGAAGAAUUCUUUACGUACCUCGCUCCGGUGCACGGUGGCGGUCAUCAAGUCAGCUCGUUCAACAUUCAAGAGGCAUCGAUGAUAAUAUUCAUUCAUUUGAUCAAACCGCCGACGAUGUUGUCGACGACCAAGACGACUUUCAUUAUGCCCUCUUCUCCUCGGUAUCCACCUCAGCCUCCUUCUCUUACUCCUCCUCCUCCUGCUGUUGCUGUUGCUUCUUCUUGGCCCUGGCUCUAAAGCCAUUGGGCCAGGCCUGGGCGGCCGCCCAAAACUAAAUUCAGCACUGAGGCUGAGGGGAAAUAAGAAAACAUAUUGCCAAAGUAGCAGCUACAGCAAAACCAGCAAGUCCAAUAUCAACAACAACAUAAAAAGAAUCUCAACAGCAGCAAGAUGGGUCUCAGAGUCUCAGAGAAGAUUCAA